Molecule: messenger RNA, 246 nt
Organism: Diaporthe citri
Lineage: Eukaryota; Fungi; Ascomycota; Sordariomycetes; Diaporthales; Diaporthaceae
Exons: 3
Coding region: 1-246 (81 amino acids)
Source: RefSeq, a predicted model, not a curated record
AUGGGCGCCACAACCCAGAUUGGCUACGAGGUCGAAGAGGUGGUGCUACAGCGCUGGCUGACAAAACACUUUGGUCCUCAAUUCAACUCGAGAGGGGCGAUGGUGUGGACAUACAGCUCAGAAUUGAGGGAGAGCACCAGUUGGUGGAUUGUCACCGGGCCACGUCUCAUCGACCAGGAUGAGCAGCACAGAAUGAUCCAGGCCUCAGUGCCACAGCCUGCUCUACCCUUUGGGCCUAGAAGGUGA